This is a messenger RNA of Amphibalanus amphitrite, 3704 nucleotides long. Its product is annotated as homeotic protein Sex combs reduced-like. Gene Ontology annotation, molecular function: RNA polymerase II cis-regulatory region sequence-specific DNA binding; DNA-binding transcription factor activity, RNA polymerase II-specific. Gene Ontology annotation, biological process: regulation of transcription by RNA polymerase II; anterior/posterior pattern specification. The record is from RefSeq and is a predicted model, not a curated record. The coding region runs from base 911 to 1984 and encodes 357 amino acids. Gene Ontology annotation, cellular component: nucleus. The transcript is spliced from 4 exons. NCBI's taxonomy places the organism in Eukaryota, Metazoa, Arthropoda, Thecostraca, Balanomorpha, Balanidae.
CGUGCCAGAACGAAUGGCCUGAGCUCGCCCGUAACUCGCAGUGGAGAGGGAUUGGCCGGGCAUUUUCAUAUACAGAUCGUAAAUUUAGCUCGUAGGGUUAACAUGUCUUAUGGCACUUGCCGGUGUCACACUACAGUAAUAUUGAAAACGGUCCGGUCGAGAACAAGUGCGUGAGCGCGAUCGACGGAGAAGCGUGUGCACGAGUGGUGGAAGUGAUUUACAGCGAAAACUCGGCUUCGUCCUUUGGAUAUUUAUGGAUUUUUGACACAAAAGUGCCGCCGGUAAGAGACAGGUAUUCGCCCCGUUCCCCUGGCAUUCAGCGUUGAAAUUUACGACUUUCCUAAACAAUACGGCGCCCGCCGGAAAUUUUUGAAGCCCUCUGACGCUCGUGGCCGACGACGUGUGUCGGUCAAAUUUAUUGGACUAUUACGGCGUGUUGAGCACGCUUCUGGUGUCCUCUUCUGCGGCUCAUUAGGACACCCGGUCCAAGGGUUACGGCCGAGCUGAGAGUGCGAACAGAGCCAUCCGAAGACGAUUUACGAGCCCGGCCGUCACUGAACGGCGACCGCUCGCAUUCCGCGCUCUCCGAUACUGUCGCAUCGCGGCGCGACGCGGCAAACGACAACAAACAGCUGCGCGUCGGCAGCGGCCCAGGCCGGUGACGGUGCGCCCGUGCGACGGGCACAGAGAGCCGGCAGGAGCCGGUCGGCCGGUUGGCCGCGUCAGUCGGCAAACCCGCUCCCGACCGCGGCGCGCGCGGCAAGGCGCUGCGCCGCGCGCUAGACGACGCGUCGACCACAUCCGAGUGCUCUCUCCCUGUGUGUGACUCGGCCGAGUCUCUGUGACUCGGCAGUGACUCGGGUGAGUUUAGUGAGCCAGUGAGACCGGCGUCGGCCGCAGACGCCACGCCAUGAGUUCCUACCAGUUUGUCCAGGACAGUUUGUCCAACUGGGCCGUGCAGCGCGGUCAGGACGGCAGUCAGGUGUCGGGUGGAGACUACUACAACCAGAGUUACGGCGGCUCCGGCUGCUACCUCCAGCAGCAGCAGCAGCAACAACAGCAGCAGCAGCACUCGCAGCUGUACGGCUACGGCGCCACCCAGCAGCCGCAGCCGCAGCCGCAGCCGCCGCAGCCGCCGCCGCAGCAGACUCCCCAACCUCAGCCGCAGCAGCCCACCAUGCCCAGUGGCGACUUCCGAAUGCUGCACCCGGCCAGCUCGCCCGCCCUGCCGACCAAGACGAAGCCGGUGGCGUCGGCGUCCCAGGCGUCGGCCACCUCCACGUCGGCCGUCUCGGCAACCGCCACCACCUCCUGCAAGUUCGAGCCGGGUGUGGGCUCGCCGCAGGACCUCUCCACAUCGUCGACGCCGAACCCGCCGGCGGCGUCUCAGCAGUCACCGCGGUCGACGGCGAGCACGAGCAGCUCGGGCAGCAGCGGCGAACAGGCGGCCUCCAGCACGGCCAGCACGGCCGCCGCCGCCACAGGAUCGGCCAACAAUAACAACGACAAGGAGACAAAACCGGAGCUAACGCGACAAGUGUACCCGUGGAUGAAGCGAGUUCACAUCGGUCAAAGUCAAGUGAACGCCAACGGUGAAACGAAGAGACAGCGGACAUCCUACACGCGCUAUCAGACCCUCGAACUCGAGAAGGAGUUCCACUUCAACCGCUACCUGACGCGCCGGCGGCGGAUAGAGAUCGCGCACGCGCUCUGCCUCACCGAGCGGCAGAUCAAGAUCUGGUUCCAGAACCGGCGCAUGAAGUGGAAGAAGGAGCACAAGAUGGCGAGCAUGAACGCGCUGCCGCAGAUGCCGCCUCACCUGGCCGGCAUGGGGAUGCCGCACCCGCACCACGCGGCCGCCUUCCACCCGGGCAUGUCGGAGCAGUUCUUCACAGGCUUCUGGGGCUCCGGCUUCCAGGAGAGUAUGUACUAUCCAAAGGACGCCCAGGCUCUGCAGCUUGCCUAUAGCUUAGCGAAUAAGUAGUGACGCAAAUUUCGGCUACGGCUACGGAAAGCCGUUCUGAGACAACGCUGUCUGGUGGGCGGAUCUGGAAACUCCGUGGUUCGCCACCAGCGGGCUCUCCUUCCUGCCCCCGCGGUAGAGCGCCGGCGGGCACCGGGCCAGGGGUCACAACGAGGUCACGGCGGGGUCACGGCGGGGUCACGGCGGGGUAACGGCGGGGUCAGACUCGCUCAUCGCCCAGCACGGACAGCAGACGCUGCCACGGCCGGGGCUCCGCGUCGAUUUUUGAUGAAUGACUCGCACAAGUUUGUGAGGAAGAGGAAAAAAGUCCGUCUGAACCAAUCAUCGACGCGUGAGCGUUGCCGGCGCGGUCGUGAUGGACGAUUUGGCGGCCGCGGCGGCCGUCAAUUUGGUCCUUAUUGGUGUGUGACGGCACGGCCGAUUAAGGACAUUCACAUCAUGACGGAGAGGAUAAAAGGGCGCCCGGAGGGCAGCUCGCCGACGCCGAAGUGAAAUACGUCUUAAUUGAUCGACUGACACCGGGAUUAAUGGUUACGCAGCAGUCGGGCCGGCGAGCCGAACUGGGACCGACCUGGGGCCAACGAUCUCCGCUCGGCACGGGCGUCCUCCGCCGCUCUCUCCGCGUCCUCCGGCACUCUGCCGGCCGGCCGGCCGGCCGACCCAGACGCUGAAUGUGUGCGUAUAUGUGUGUGGAGAUAUGGCAGUGGUUCGGUCUGAAUACCCUGAGGCGGUGUGCCCUGAGGGUAGCUUAGGUCGCCAGCCCUAGGUGUGAUUGUUGUCGUGUGUGUGAAGUUCCUGUUGGUUUGUGUGAUUUGUGUGGGCGGCGGGACCCUGUGACCCCUCGUGGUCCCCUGGGCCCCUCGCUGGUCAUCAGUAGACCCACAGGGUCGGCUAGGGCCGGAAGGAGCGGCUUUGGACGUUAUAGAGCGCGGAUCUGUGAGCGUGUUCGCCGGUGUUCGUGAAGACUAGCGCGUGUUUUGUACAUACCUACCUAGUAAUUUAAUAUCUCGCGGGGCCCAGCGGCGCAGCGGAUAUUUGUGUCAGUAUUAAUUUGGUCUUUCUGCGGCGCGCGAUGCGACAGAAGCCAACCCGUUCAGUGUUUGUGACCCCGGCCGUGCGCCCUCGCCGCUGCGGCCCUAACACCUCACCGGACACACCGCCCCCGCCUGGGUGACCGUGCAAUGCUGCUGUCUCUGUUGAGUAGUCUGUCGUGCGAGUGUGCGAGCGUCUGUGUCCGCGGUGCCCGCCCCGCCCCGCCCCGACCCGUCCCUGAAUCACCGUGAGAGAAAUACUCAGACCCCAAGCGGCUCAGCAGCCCAGAAACGAAUCACGUACACUGUAAAUGUGGAUUCCAAAACACCUAGCGAAUAACGUGCGCGCGGCCGCAGGCGUAGGAGUAGGCUCUCGUGGCAGAAUAUUUUAACGUAUCCGUUUUAUAGAGCUGCAAUAGGCCUAGUUGUGGUGUCUGCUGCUGCCGUAGUUCGGUGAGGUGAGCUGCCGCGUUAGCUGGAUGGCGGCUGCGCAGGCGCAGCUCGAAGCUCGACUGCUGUGCGUAUUUCGGCAAGUUGUUUUGUUUUGACAAUCACUAUUCUAGAUGACGGAUCAGUGUUUUUGAUUGCUCUUGAUGUGAUUGCUAAACUGCUUGUUUGUGACAUUAUUCUUGAGUGUACAACACACGAUGUAUAAUGUAUGUGUAAAUAUAUCUUCAUGUUCAAAACAU